CAAGAGCAUGGAGUAGCGAACAAAAUCGAUCGAUAUGUUUUCCAGUGAAGUGUCUACUGAAACCAGAAGCUUUAAUAAUUUUAGCUAAUAAAUUAUGUAGGUAGAUGUAAUGUUUUGGAAAUUGACUGCCUCGUUAAUUUUGGCUGUGAUAUCAGUUGAAUCGAGGGGGCCCCACCAUCCCCGAGGCGAGAAAAUCGUUAAAAGGCACGUGCACUACUCCCCCAGCAAAGAUAAUACGGAAAAACUGACUGAAGACAAGCAACUGUUGCACGAUACGCAGCACAUACAGGAGCAUCUCGAGGAAGUGAUUUCAGAACAGGAUUUGUCGAAAAUGACCGACGAAGAAUUGGAGUUUUAUUAUUUUCAAGUCCACGACACCGAUAAAAAUUCUAAAUUGGACGGUUUGGAGCUACUACAGGCUAUUUUACAUACUGAUCCUGAUUACGAGCAGCAAGGUGAAGAUGAUACAUCCAGUUUAUUAAAAGAGUCUUCAGAUUUUAAUUAUUUCGUUGAAUUGGUGGAUCAAGUUUUAAACGAGGACGAUACUGAUCACGAUGGUUAUCUUAGUUACUCCGAAUAUGCGGCAAAAAGGCGUUUACACAACAAAAAGAAGACCAUUCAGCAUUAUAAUGGAAAUAAUUAACAACAUCUAUGAGAAAAGUAAUAAAUUUAGUAAUGUUAAAUGUGAUAUACAUGUGUAUAUUUUUUUUUAAUUAGACCGGUUAAUAAAUCGAAAAAUAAUUUAAAAU
Messenger RNA from Phyllotreta striolata, 749 nucleotides. Lineage: Eukaryota; Metazoa; Arthropoda; Insecta; Coleoptera; Chrysomelidae. The record is from the annotation of a GenBank genome assembly.